Messenger RNA from Naegleria fowleri, 681 nucleotides. RefSeq lists its product as uncharacterized. The coding region runs from base 1 to 681 and encodes 226 amino acids. The record is from RefSeq and is a predicted model, not a curated record. Lineage: Eukaryota; Heterolobosea; Eutetramitea; Acrasida; Naegleriidae. The transcript is spliced from 3 exons.
AUGUCUGAUGAUUUUACUUUCCACUAUAUGAUGCAUCCAUGCAAAACACCCAACAAGGCUGGUCUUGGAAAUGAAAUUCUUGAAUUACAAAAACAAAUGGAACAAUUAGGUAUGCUAAAAAAAGAAAACAAAAAAAUCGAUGCAACGAACUGCAUGUUUUGUGCCAUGGAGACCCGUGAUCCUGAGGUAUUAAGAAAAUUCUUUUCGAAUUGGCACAACUUUGUGACCAAUCCAGACAUUUUAUUAACUCCUCUUUCAUCCCUGACACUUCAAUUGUCCGCUUGUGGAAGUGAAAAUUUACAAUAUUUUGUGGAUGUUGAUUGUGUGAAUGCAUUUAUUGAACUCAUGACGAGUAAGAUCGAAUAUGCGUCUUUUUAUUGCGUAAGAAAUUUGAACGUUCUUACUAGAGAUCGUCCUGGAUUAGUGUUUUUGAAGUUAUUGUCUCAGAAUAAUGAAAGACUGAGCGUGAAAACACUGAUCACCAAGUUAAUUCAAAUCAUCUAUAGUCAAUUCACUUUGGAGAAGAGAGAAUGCCUUUUGACAUUUGCCAACAUUUGUCAAUAUAUUGUCAAUGAAGACAACCCGGAUGAAGAUUUUUAUGUAGAAAAAGUCUAUAACAUGGUUCAGGACAUGAAAGGUUAUUUAUUGCAAUUGGGUUUAUUCAAGGCAUUUGUUCAUUGA